This is a messenger RNA of Diprion similis, 1788 nucleotides long. RefSeq names its product general transcription factor IIH subunit 4 (gene mrn). The transcript is spliced from 7 exons. The record is from RefSeq and is a predicted model, not a curated record. Bases 180 to 1583 code for a protein of 467 amino acids. Gene Ontology annotation, molecular function: double-stranded DNA binding; ATPase activator activity. NCBI's taxonomy places the organism in Eukaryota, Metazoa, Arthropoda, Insecta, Hymenoptera, Diprionidae. Gene Ontology annotation, cellular component: transcription factor TFIIH holo complex; transcription factor TFIIH core complex. Gene Ontology annotation, biological process: nucleotide-excision repair.
GCAGUUAUUCCCGGUCAUCGGAGAGUUUGGUACUCAUUCGGUAACCGAGCGUGUCGGUUGUGUUUGUAAAGUUGCAGAAAAGUAACCAAACAGACGAGAUGUGUGUGUUGAGAGCCAAGAAAAGUUCUGGGGUCUAUUCAUAAGCUUGUUAAUUAUAGUGACGAAGACUUGACGCUAAAAUGUCAAACACGAUAAGUGGUAAGAAUUUAUUGCGUCCAACUGGACUGCAGUGCAAGGAUCUUCACGAAUAUCUAAAAACUCGGCCGCCAGAAACUCUGAAUAAACUGUAUCACAACCCUCCGAUUUGUCUGGCCGUUUUUCGCGAAUUGCCUGAAAUAGCGAGGCAUUAUGUUAUGCGAUUGCUGUUCGUUGAACAGCCCGUACCUCAAGCAGUCAUAGCUUCGUGGUGUUCAAAGUUACAUACCGACGAGCACCAGAAAGUUGUCAAAAUUCUCAAUGAGCUCAAUAUCUGGAAGGAAGCAUCAAUACCCGGUGGUCUACCGGGAUGGAUUUUGAAUUCAACAUUGAAGAAGAAUUUGAAAGUAGUUUUGCUCGGUGGCGGUAAACCUUGGACGAUGUCAAAUCAGCUAGAAACCGACAAUAAACCACGAGACGUCGCUUUUCUUGAUACGUAUGCCUUAGAAAGGUGGGAGUGUGUUCUCCAUUACAUGGUCGGAUCCCAGCAGCAAGAAGGAAUAUCGGCUGAUGCGGUGAGAAUACUGCUACAUGCUGGACUGAUGAAACGUGACGAAGAAGACGGCAGUCCAGUCAUUACACAAGCAGGAUUUCAGUUUCUACUGCUAGAUACAGCGUCCCAGGUCUGGUACUUUAUUCUUCAAUACUUGGACACAAUAGAAGCCAGGGGUCUGGAUCUGGUUGUUUGUCUAACCUUUUUGUUUCAAUUGAACUUUUCGACAUUGGGGAAAGAUUACAGUACUGAAGGUAUGUCAGAGGGAUUAUUGACAUUUUUGCAGCACCUCAGAGAAUUUGGUCUGGUCUAUCAAAGAAAACGUAAGGCUGGAAGGUUUUACCCUACCAGGCUAGCACUAAACAUUGCCACAGGUCAAAAUAAGCCUCUGUCAAGUGACUUAGAGAAGGAAGGAUACAUCGUCGUGGAAACCAAUUACAGAGUUUACGCAUAUACCAAUUCUAAUUUACAAGUAGCUCUGCUUGGUCUCUUUUGCGAAAUGCUUUACAGGUUCCCCAACUUGGUUGUAUCCAUUUUAACAAGAGAUUCAGUGAGGCAAGCCCUGAAGAGCGGCAUUACAGCUGAACAAAUCGUUGGUUACCUACAACAGCAUGCCCAUCCUAAGAUGAUUGCCUUAGGACCACCAACUUUGCCCCCUACCAUUGUGGAUCAAAUCAAGUUGUGGGAAAACGAAAGAAAUAGAUUUGUAUUUAGCGAGGGCGUUCUGUAUAGUCAGUUUCUAUCGCAGACUGACUUUGAAGUACUCAGAGAUCACGCAUUGACCACUCAAGUUCUAAUCUGGCAAAGCGAAAGAAAGCGGACAAUGGUUGUCACAAAAGCAGGUCAUGAUGACGUCAAAAAGUUUUGGAAGCGUUAUUCGAAAGGAAGCAGUUGAUUUCAAUUUUUGCUUUGCUUUGGGCAUUGCUGCCUGCUGGCGAGUUCUUCAUCUUUUAACUACAGUAUGUCUCACAUGUUCAGACUGUGCGAAUAUUUUUAACUCCUGAAUGAGACUACUAUUUUCAUUUUUCGAGCACUUGUACGUAAAAUGGUUCCAAAAGUCUGCUACCAAUCACUCUGGAAUAAAGCGACAUUGGAGUAAC